Molecule: messenger RNA, 2708 nt
Organism: Sphaeramia orbicularis (orbiculate cardinalfish)
Lineage: Eukaryota; Metazoa; Chordata; Actinopteri; Kurtiformes; Apogonidae
Gene: tmcc2
Product: transmembrane and coiled-coil domain family 2
Exons: 5
Coding region: 393-1841 (482 amino acids)
Biological process (GO): amyloid precursor protein metabolic process
Cellular component (GO): endomembrane system
Source: RefSeq, a predicted model, not a curated record
GCAUUUGCAUCUACACUGAAAGAGAGAGAGAGAGGGAAGGAGGGAGCGGGGAGAGCAGGAGAGGAGGUAAGGGAGAGCAGCAGAGGGAGGCGGAGGGAGCAUAUGACAAAAAGAGGAGAGAGAGAGAGAAAUAGAUCAGAGCGUUAGAGAGAGAGAAGAGAGGGAGUGGGAGGCUGCAGAUAUCGAUGCCAUUAACAAUGGAGCUUUAGGAUCCAGGGAGGUAAUAGUCAGCCAGACAACGGCUGAGGGUAAAGAUAUUUGAGGAGGGGGGGUUCUCCUCUGUGAGCUCAGGGGGAGGAGGAGGGUGGAGGAGGAGGAGGAGGAGGAGGUGGAGGAGGAUGGGCCUCGAACACAGACUUGCAAUGGCACUGCAAAAAUUGGAUUAAAGCAGUAUGCUGGACAAGAGCGAGGUGGCAACUCUAGGCUUACCCUCCACCACCAGCCAUGGAGGCUCUGACAGUAACAUCAGCACAGACGGAGCAGGGGCGGCAGCUGGGGUCACGGGUGCUGAAGGUUCAGGGGCCGGAGAGCCACAGCGGACACGUGCUGCUCUGGAGCACCUGCAGCAGAAGAUCCUGAAAGUCACCGAGCAGAUUCGUGUGGAGCAGGAGGCUCGAGACGACAACGUUGCAGAAUACCUGAAAUUGGCCCACAACGCCGACAAACAGCAGGCAUCCAGGAUCAAGCAGGUGUUUGAGAAGAAGAACCAGAAGUCAGCACAGACCAUCGCACACUUGCACAAGAAACUAGAGCACUAUCACAAGAAGCUGAAGGAGAUAGAGCAGAAUGGACCAGCUCGGCAGCCCAAAGAUGUCCUGCGGGACAUGCAGCAAGGAUUAAAGGACGUUGGAGCCAACGUUCGUGCAGGAAUAAGUGGUUUUGGAGGUGGAGUAGUUGAAGGAGUCAAAGGUGGAGUAUCUGCACUCACUCACACCGCUGUGGUCUCCAAGCCAAGAGAGUUCGCCAGCCUCAUUAGAAACAAGUUUGGAAGUGCAGAUAACAUUGCUCACCUGAAGGACACACUCGAGGACGGAGUUGGGGGACACUCUGAAGACACCCCCACACCCCGUGCUCUGAGUGGAAGUGCCACUCUGGUUUCCAGCCCAAAGUACGGCAGUGACGACGAGUGUUCCAGCGCCACAUCAGGCUCUGCAGCGGGUAGUAAUUCUGGGGGGGCUGGAGGAGGAGGCGGAGGAAUAUUAGGGCCCACCAUGGGGAGCCCCAGAUUGGACGGGCACCAUCACCACCACCAUCACAUGCACAGCUCCUGGGACUCUCUACUUGAGGGCCUGCAGGAGAUCAAAGCCAGCCAGGCACACAUGGAGGAUGCCAUCGAGGACAUGAAGGGCCAGCUGCAGAGCGACUACUCCUACAUGACACAGUGCCUGCAAGAGGAGAGAUACAGGUAUGAGCGACUUGAAGAGCAGCUGAAUGACUUAACAGAGCUGCACCAGAACGAGAUGACCAACCUGAAACAAGAACUCGCCAGCAUGGAGGAAAAAGUGGCCUACCAGUCCUACGAGAGAGCCAGAGACAUUCAGGAGGCUGUGGAGUCAUGUUUGACCCGCAUCACCAAACUGGAGCUUCAGCAGCAGCAGCAGCAGGUCGUCCAGUUGGAGGGAGUGGAGAACGCCAACGCCCGAGCUCUGCUGGGAAAACUCAUCAACGUCAUCCUAGCGCUCAUGGCUGUACUGCUGGUCUUUGUCUCCACGUUGGCCAACUUCAUCACCCCGCUGAUGAAGACCCGGGCCCGGGUGGCUGCCACAGUCCUCCUGACCCUGCUGCUGUUCGUUCUGUGGAAGCAGUGGGACUUUGUGGAGACGUGGCUGCUGCCCAGCUGAGCUGCCGGGGGGACUCCAGACUUAGCAGCAGAGAACGACAAGCUGGUUUCAACUCAGUCACCUCAAAGGAUUCAGAGACCAAAAUAGCACUUGCUCCUUCUGAGUGAAGAUGGAGUGUGUGAGGCUGUCAGGGACAAAACAUGGCACUGUGGAGAACAUGUGCAGAGAGCUGAGAGGUGUUUACAGUGAAAUACAGGAAUUCUCUGCUCGCCAAGAAGCAAGCAUCAUCUCAUCUCACCUGAUAUGUUGGUGAAGUCCAAUCAUUGAUCACAUCGCUGUCACCAAAAACUCUUUGGAUCGUCUUUUUCUAAUUAUUUAUGACAAAGACUCGAGCGACUUCUAAUGACUGUAAAAUGCUGACCAUGCUGUAAACUUCAUGUUGAAGCUAUAGUAUAUUUGAGAAGAAAAAGUUUUUUUCAUGAAUGUUAUGUACUCAUGCAUGUCCUCAUAUGUGCAUUAAGAUGCAUCUAGCUGGCAUGAGUUAACAUUUCAUUAAUGACUCAAUGAAUCUUCUAAAACUGCCAUUUUGUUGUCAGAAAUACAGUGCAGAUAUGUUGUAUUCAUUCCUGGUUCUGCAUCCUGUUGUGGUGUUGAAGCAGUGCUUUUAGGCACAUUUCUUCUUUUUGUCUUUUUCUUGAAAUCAAAUGACCUGUUCUAAGAAAUGUUACCUGAAAACAUCAUUAUAAUCCAACAAUUUCUGUCCAUAAAUGCUAUUUCAAAACUACAGUUGUAGAACACCAACUAUUUACAGUGUCAAAUUAACUGGCAUGUCAAAAUGUAUCAGAGUUUAUAUCCAGUUUGCAAAAAAAUCAUUGCUGUUUUAUUAUACAAUGUAAAAAAAAUAAAUGAUUUCAUAUAUUAGGCUGA